AUGUCGUCGAGGAUGAGAUCAUCUUCUUACCUGAAACCACCGCUUCCCAAAUCUCCGAUCCGUCUCCGAUCACGCCAAGUCCUCCUCUCCAACUCUUCUUCUUCCUCCACUCUGAAAACACCACCAGGUGUGACGAAGCCGGGACGAAGGUUAAGCCAUGGAGAUGCGGAAGCUAAGCUCCCGAUCGAGUCAGAGGAUGUGAAAACCAGAGCUGAGGCGUCGAAUCUGCAGAAUUUGGCUGCAGAUUCGGCUCCUGUGUUGUUCGAGAGAGGAAGGUUCUACGAGGAGUAUUCGGCGAGGAGGAACGAGAGACUGAAGAGGAAGAGCGGAGGAGAAGAAUCUGUAGUCAAAGGAGUCGAGCCUACGACCACCAAGAGAAGAGGAACCACUGUUGAAAGCAUGAGCAUGACCAAGGAGAACAAGAAGCCUCCUCUUCCUCUUCCUAUUGAUGUUGUUGUAACUAGUUCCAAGAAGAAAAGUGUUACUACUACUACUAUUACUAUGAGGGGUAGGAGAAUCUGA
Molecule: messenger RNA, 522 nt
Organism: Brassica napus (rape)
Lineage: Eukaryota; Viridiplantae; Streptophyta; Magnoliopsida; Brassicales; Brassicaceae
Exons: 2
Coding region: 1-522 (173 amino acids)
Source: RefSeq, a predicted model, not a curated record